AUGCCCCAAUUCAUCUUCAUCGAGCUCCCCAGCUUCCGCGUCAGGGACAUGAGCGGCCACUCAGUCAAUCUGACACCCAAGCAACUCGGGCUGGCCAUCGCCUUGUACCACUACGUCCGUGGUGGCCUACCAACAGCCGAGUACACCGGCCUCACAGCCUCCCUACUCUUCGCGGGUGGAGAACCCGGUGUCUGGACGGCACCAAAUACACCAAACGGUCUCCACGCCGAAGAAAACCUGCUCCUCACCUACUUCCAGUCCUUCGACUUGCCCGGAGCGUAUCCCAUCGUCGACGCCAUGCUAUUCCGCCACAAGCCCUGCCACAGCUGCAUGGGCUACUUCCAGCAAAACGGGAAGCAGUGCAAACCAGGCAACGGUGUUGAGUCGUUCCGGGCGAAAUUCACGCCUAGGUCUGACAGACACUACACUCCGGUGUUCUACCUGGCGCGGAACUUGGAGCCGGCCCAGCGUGGGGACCUCUGGACGCAGUUGGGGCAGAUGUGGGCAGCUGAAUUUGGGGAGAGCAUAGCGUCGACCCCUGAUAUUCCCAGGGGGCAGAUGUACUACCUUUUCAAUGAUUCGCCAUGGUAUGCACUGAAUGAGCAGGAGAACAUGACGGAUACGGAGGUUGCCGAGGCGAUUGUGAGUCAGCAGGCUGUGGCUACGUAUUGGAUUGGGAGGUGA
Molecule: messenger RNA, 684 nt
Organism: Pseudomassariella vexata
Lineage: Eukaryota; Fungi; Ascomycota; Sordariomycetes; Amphisphaeriales; Pseudomassariaceae
Exons: 1
Coding region: 1-684 (227 amino acids)
Source: RefSeq, a predicted model, not a curated record